Messenger RNA from Centruroides sculpturatus (bark scorpion), 884 nucleotides. RefSeq names its product RNA-binding motif protein, X-linked 2-like. Lineage: Eukaryota; Metazoa; Arthropoda; Arachnida; Scorpiones; Buthidae. The coding region runs from base 84 to 818 and encodes 244 amino acids. Gene Ontology annotation, cellular component: catalytic step 2 spliceosome; U2 snRNP; precatalytic spliceosome. The record is from RefSeq and is a predicted model, not a curated record. Gene Ontology annotation, biological process: mRNA splicing, via spliceosome. Gene Ontology annotation, molecular function: RNA binding. The transcript has 5 exons.
GAGGUGCAUCGUUUUCGAGAGUAUUACAAAUGGUGGCUCGCAGUCGAUUAUUUUGACGAGUGUUUGGAAACGAAAGAAGAGCCAUGAAUCCUAUGACAAAUGUAAAGAACAUAACCAAGUUAAACGAAAGGGAAAUUCAGUUAGGCAUUAACGCCAGUUGUUCGUGGCACAAGAUCUACCAGAAAAGUCCUUGGGUGUUCGUCGGCGGUUUGGAUUACGAUCUGACGGAAGGAGACGUCAUAUGCAUCUUUUCACAGUAUGGUGAAGUCAAAGAAAUAAACUUAAUCAGAGACAAGAAGACUGGAAAAUCGAAAGGAUUUGGCUUUCUGUGUUACGAAAAUAAUAAGAGUACCAUUUUGGCUGUCGACAACUUCAACGGCAUUAAAUUAUGUGGGCGAACCAUAAGAGUGGACCACGUGGCCAAUUACCGACCUCCAAAACAGGACUCCGAGUCGGAAGAAAGUAAUGAAGAAGAAGACAUUAUGGAUAUAAUAGAUCCCAAGAGAAAGAAAGGUAAAAAGAAGAAGCGAGGAGAAGAAAAAGAAAAGCCAUACAAGACAAAAAAUUGGGAUCGUGAUAGAGAUAGGAUAGCCAACAGAUACCACGACCGCUUCGACAUAAAAAGAGAAGACGAUCGUGGCAGUCAGGAAGACAGAGGGGCAAGAAGAAUGGCACACGGCAGGUCGCCCCAUAGAAAACGCAACCAGAUGGAUUCAGAUUCAGACCAGGAAGUCGGGAGACACCCUAAGAGAAAGGACAGAAAUUUGGACGAAAACGACCACGGAUCUAAGCACGGCUUUUAUAAAAAUCACAGGUGACGGCCGAAUGUGUCACUCCCUACUCUGUAAAUAUUCUUACAAAAUAAAUCUCUCUUAAUUAUUUGA